Molecule: messenger RNA, 447 nt
Organism: Fusarium fujikuroi IMI 58289
Lineage: Eukaryota; Fungi; Ascomycota; Sordariomycetes; Hypocreales; Nectriaceae
Exons: 1
Coding region: 1-447 (148 amino acids)
Source: RefSeq, a predicted model, not a curated record
AUGAUGUUGUUAUGCCAGAACCAGAGCGUUUCGACAAGUGGCAGUUUCGACAUUUUACAGCCAGUCGUCAAUGCUCUCCCCCAGCGCAGAGGUCGUCUGCUAGACUGCAUGACCCUGUCAUUGGCUUCUUGGCUCUGCUGUGUCUUCUGGCACCACUUUGGCGCUCAGAUAAACCACGGCGCCGCCCAUAGCUGCCAUGAGGCUCUACUGUCUCAUGUUUGCUGCAAUGGAUAUUGCGAUGUUAGUUCGGAUUUGAAUAUCGUCUCGGGUCAAGAAAUCCGUUUUGUUCGAGUUUACGACCCCAACACUGUUGCUGCUUUUCUCCUAGUCCACAGCGUAUCCCUGUUCCGCCGUGGGAUGCACCAAGCACCCAAGUGUCAGGUCAUGUCAUAUCAGGUCACACUUCAGCUACCCGCACCAGCGUCAUCCUCUGACAAACGCUUCUAA